Molecule: messenger RNA, 549 nt
Organism: Corticium candelabrum
Lineage: Eukaryota; Metazoa; Porifera; Homoscleromorpha; Homosclerophorida; Plakinidae
Exons: 2
Coding region: 1-549 (182 amino acids)
Source: RefSeq, a predicted model, not a curated record
AUGACUGACAUUGAACCUUACCGUUUUGAGCCUGAGCGUAUAGUAGUUGAUGAUUCUUUGAGUAUGCAAGGUGCAGAUAGUACGGAAAAUCUAGACGGCGAUGACGGAAGAGGAUCAACUGGAGAUGAAGACAGAGUGGUCAACACGGAGUGGUGUAGCUGUGGAACAUGUGGUAUCAUGCCUACCAGUAAAGAAUGCCUUUGUUGCCAAGAAAUGGACGAACUAGACUGGAUGUUACAUGGUUUACGUUGCAUCAUUCAGCACGAAGAUUUUGCUUCUGUGUGCAUAAAUGGAGGGGUGCCUCGCACAGCGGUGGUGGAAAUGGUUGACGUGAGACAGGAUUCUAUUACGCAGCCACUAACGUGCAGGUUGCUGAGGAUGACAUCUUACCGGCAGUUUACAUACUGGGUACACAGAAAAAUGGGCAGGGGAGUGCGAAGAGUGAUACCACCAUGUGUUGUGACUUCUAUAAGAGGGCCCUUUCCUAAAGAAACUGGGGAAUAUAUUAGAUUUCAAGAAAGUUGUGAUGGGCCACAGUGGCCAGUGUAA